AUGGCUCUCUCCUCGGAAGCAUCCAAAUCUCAAAUGAUGGCAAUCCGUGCACAAAUGAACAGUCCGUAUGGCGUUUUUGUUUCAUCCAACAAUGAGGUGUAUAUUGCAGAUUACUAUAACCAUCGGAUUAGAAAAAUUAUGAAAACUGGAAUGAUCACAACCAUUGCAGGAAAUGGAACGAAUGGAUACAAUGAUGAUAAUCAAAUGGCAACAGAUGCACAACUCAAUUAUCCAAAGAGUGUAUUUGUUUCAUCCAACAACGAAGUUUAUAUUGCAGAUAGCAGUAAUCAUAGAAUUAGAAAAAUUAUGAAAACUGGAAUGAUUACAACCAUUGCAGGAAAUGGAACUCGAGGAUACAAUGAUGAUAAUCAGUUGGCAACAAAUGCUCAACUCAAUCAUCCAUACAAUGUUUUUGUUUCAUCCAAUAAUGAGGUUUAUAUUGCAGAUAGCAGCAAUCAUAGAGUUAGAAAAAUAACGACAAAUGGAAUGAUCACAACCAUUGCAGGAAAUGGAAUUGGUGGAUAUAAUGGUGAUAAUCAAUUGGCAACAAGUGCUCAACUCAAUAAUCCAUCCAGUGUUUUUGUUUCAUCCAAUAAUGAAAUUUAUAUUGCUGAUUGCUUUAAUAAUAGAGUUAGAAAAAUAAUGACAAACGGAAUGAUCACAACCAUUGCAGGAAAUGGAACUCGAGGAUAUAACGGAGACAAUCAGUUGGCAACAAAUGCUGAACUCGCUUUUCCAUCCAGCGUUUUUAUUUCAUCCAAUAAUGAAGUUUAUAUUGCAGAUUCCUUAAAUCAUAGAAUUAGAAAAAUUAUGAAAAAUGGAAUGAUUACAACCAUUGCAGGAAAUGGAACUGGUGGAUAUAAUGGUGAUAAUCAAUUAGCAACAAGUGCUCAACUCAACCAUCCAUCCAGUGUUUUUAUUUCAUCCAAUAAUGAAUUUUAUAUUGCAGAUAGAGAUAAUCAUAGAAUUAGAAAAAUAAUGACAAAUGGAAUGAUCACAACCUUUGCAGGAAAUGGAGGUCGAGGAUACAAUGGAGAUAGUCCCUAUCAAUCAUCCCUUUCACGUUUCUCACCUUUCAUUUCACACAUUUCGAAACAUGAAAGAGACAUGAUUCCCAACACCAAACUCAUUGUUUUUCAACCACUUUUUGAAAAACUUUGUCCUCAUUUUCAUUCCAUCAUUUUGAAAGAUUUGAAUUUGCUGUUCUCCAUGACUUGUCAUGAACAUGAAUUGAUUCAACAUGUCAUUGAUUUUGUUUUAUACGAUCCAGAUAAGAUUGAGGAACCUACAAUUACUUCUUACGUUAUUGAAUACUUGUACAUUUUGGGUCUUGUUCAAGGUGAAUUUAUAGAAUUGAAAAAUUAUUUUAUUUCAGUGUUAAUAGGGUACCACAUUACAUCUAACAAUGUCAUUGAUACAUUAUUGAUGAUUGAACAAUACUUGACAAAGCAACCCUCUCAUUCCAUCAUGCUCAAGUUGAAGAAUUAUUGUUUGGAAUUUAUUCAAAUCAAAUUAAGGGAAGGACAUUGUUGCAUCAUACGAGAUCCAAGAUGUAUUCCUUAUUAUGUUGAAAUUCUAGAAAAAUGUUUAAUUACAAAGAUAUCUCCCAUCGUUCUUGAAGACUCAAUUGAAAAUGCAAUACCACCAGACAAAAUCAUCAAGUCAUUGUGGAAUGACAAACGUACAAGUGACAUUCGAAUCAAACUCUCACACAAGAACAACAAUUCAUUUAUUUAUUCUCACCGAACCAUCUUGAGUUCUCGUGGAAAACUUUUUGAAGCCAUGUUUAACAGUGGAUAUCAAUUGGAAGAUCUGAAAUAUGAUGAAAAAGAUGAAAUUUUGACACUCAUUCCUACAACACCUCAAGAUGCAAUUAAUUUGGAAUAUAUUGUCAAAUAUUGUUAUGAUCAAUUGGAACAAAUUGAACCGGAACAUGCCAUUUCACUCAUCUUGACAGCUUCAGCAAAUGAAAUGUCAGAAUUAGUGUCUCUUGCAUUCAAAUCCAUUCAAAUCGAUUGCAAUAAUUAUUUUGGAAUUGCCAAUUCAUUGGAUUUUGAAAAUAAUUUAUUUUCAGAAGUGAUUCAAAUCAUGAUUGAUUUUGGAGUGAAUAACAGACAUGAAUUAUUCAAGGAAAAUUCUGAUCUUGAUCAAUUACCUGCUUCUCUUUCACACAAAUUGUUGAUCGAGUUUGAAAAUAAUGAUUGUAAGUCCAAAGUGGGCUAA
Molecule: messenger RNA, 2223 nt
Organism: Naegleria lovaniensis
Lineage: Eukaryota; Heterolobosea; Eutetramitea; Acrasida; Naegleriidae
Exons: 1
Coding region: 1-2223 (740 amino acids)
Molecular function (GO): protein binding
Source: RefSeq, a predicted model, not a curated record